AUGAGAGCAGAGCUGAGGGUGGCCCUUGCGUGGCUCUCGGAGCUAAGGCUGUCGAGUGGAGCGGGAAGCGGGAUGUGUCUCCUCCUGGGGGCCACGGGGGUGGGGAAGUCGCUGUUGGUGAAGCGCCUGCAGAAGUUGAGUUCCCGGGAUGGGAAGGGCGACCUGGGCGAUCCGCCCCCGACGCGGCCCACGGUGGGUACCAAUUUAACGGACAUUGUGGCUCAAAAAAAGAUCACCAUCCGGGAGCUGGGGGGCUGCAUGGGCCCCAUCUGGUCCAGUUACUAUGGAAACUGUCAUUCUCUCCUGUUCAUGGUGGAUGCCUCUAACCCCACCCAGCUCUCCGCAUCCUGUGUGCAGCUCCUGGGUCUCCUGUCGGCAGAAGAACUUGCAAAAGCAUCAGUUCUGAUUCUCUUCAAUAAAAUGUACGUGUCUGUGAGGUUCAAUCCAUACUUACAGUGCGUCCAGGAAACACUGGUGUUUCUCAGCGGCUCCACCUCAUCCCUUGCUCUCACUGCCCUGCCUGUCUCAGAACCCAAUUGUAAGAAGGAUGCCAGCACUGAACGAGAGAUGCGCUGCCCGCCCCAACUGCCAUGUGAUGGGGGGUGAGUCCUGGCUACUGCAGCCAGCCAGCACCUGGCUGCUCCAUGCAAGGGCUGGGGCCACCCACCAUGCAGAAACACUCCCUAGAGAGUGACAUCCUGAUUCCAGGUACAGCUUCCAGAACUUCAAUCUUUUAAUUCAAAAAUAAACUUCACUGCAUAAAAUACAAA
Bubalus bubalis (water buffalo) is the source of this 770-nucleotide messenger RNA. RefSeq names its product ADP ribosylation factor like GTPase 16 (gene ARL16). Gene Ontology annotation, molecular function: GTP binding; GTPase activity. The transcript is spliced from 5 exons. The coding region runs from base 1 to 606 and encodes 201 amino acids. The record is from RefSeq and is a predicted model, not a curated record. Lineage: Eukaryota; Metazoa; Chordata; Mammalia; Artiodactyla; Bovidae.